AUGGCUGUUGCUCAUGACUUGGAGCUGGAGAGUGUCAAUCUGAAUAUGGACAGAGUGGGGAAAGAAGAGCAGGAGGAAGAGCAGAGAAUGAGAGAGGAUGGAGCUGAUACAGCCCCCCGCAAGGCUAGGAAGGUGCACAGGAUCGUCUCAAAGUGGAUGCUUCCUGAAAAGGUCCGGAGAAACUACUUGGAGAGAGCCAAUUGCCUCCCACCACCUCUGUUCAUCAUCUCCAUCAGCCUGGCUGAGCUGGCUGUGUUUAUUUACUAUGCUGUGUGGAAGCCUCAGAAACAGUGGAUCACCCUGGACACGGGCAUCCUGGAGAGUCCCUUCAUUUAUAGCCCAGACAAGAGGCAGGAAGCCUGGAGGUUCAUCUCAUACAUGCUGGUGCAUGCUGGCGUUCAGCACAUCGUGGGCAACCUCUUCAUGCAGCUCGUCCUGGGCAUUCCCCUGGAAAUGGUCCACAAAGGCCUCCGCGUGGGGCUGGUGUACCUGGCCGGUGUGCUUGCAGGAUCCUUGGCCAGCUCCAUCUUUGACCCACUCAAAUCUCUCGUGGGGGCUUCGGGAGGCGUCUACGCUCUCAUGGGAGGCUAUUUCAUGAAUGUUCUGGUGAAUUUUCGAGAAAUGAUUCCUGCGUUUGGAAUUAUCAGACUACUGAUCAUCAUUCUCAUAAUUGCAUCGGACAUGGGAUUUGCUCUCUACAGAAGGUUCUUUGUUCCUGAAAAUGGGUCUCCGGUGUCCUUCGCAGCUCACGUUGCAGGUGGAUUUGCUGGCAUGUCCAUAGGUUACACUGUGUUCAGCUGCUUCGAUCAGGCACUGCUGAAAGAUCCGAGGUUUUGGAUAGCAAUUGCUGCUUAUUUAGCUUGUGUCGUAUUUGCUGUAUUGUUCAACAUUUUCCUAUCUCCAGCAAACUGA
Molecule: messenger RNA, 912 nt
Organism: Ochotona curzoniae (black-lipped pika)
Lineage: Eukaryota; Metazoa; Chordata; Mammalia; Lagomorpha; Ochotonidae
Gene: RHBDL2
Product: rhomboid like 2
Exons: 7
Coding region: 1-912 (303 amino acids)
Cellular component (GO): membrane
Molecular function (GO): serine-type endopeptidase activity
Source: RefSeq, a predicted model, not a curated record